This is a messenger RNA of Mytilus californianus (California mussel), 2950 nucleotides long. RefSeq lists its product as uncharacterized. The transcript has 5 exons. NCBI's taxonomy places the organism in Eukaryota, Metazoa, Mollusca, Bivalvia, Mytilida, Mytilidae. The record is from RefSeq and is a predicted model, not a curated record. Bases 80 to 892 code for a protein of 270 amino acids.
UAAAUGAAUUUGUAAUUUCCCGCGAUUUCUUUCGGUACUUCUCUAGAGAAUUUUCUAAUUUGGUAUUGCAACUAUUUACAUGGAGAGAAACACGGUCUUCAAACAAAAUGUAUGGAAUAUUAUGUAUGGUAAGAAUGGAUCUUCAGAUCAUUCUGAGAGUGAGGACGAAGGCGAGAUAACUCCAUCCAUUCAGUCUAAAAAACCAGUGCAUGAAGUAAAAACCUACAGUGUACUUCCUCCUCCUACAGACUAUACCCCAACUGGACCACUGGAAGAAAACAAUGGAGAGGGUGAACCAUCAGAUUCAUCAUCAAGCUGUGCCAGUGAAAAGCCAGUAAGAAAAAGGAGUAGGAAAAACAAAAGACACACAGAAAAAUGUGAUGAGGAAAAAUGUCAUCAAUAUGACACAAGUGACAAAAAAUUGACAAAGAAUCAAAGGAGGAAAUUAAAAAAGAAAAGAAGGAAAGAUAAGCAGAAAAAUGAAGAUAAAAGUGUUACAUUUUCUUUCAUUCCCUCAGAAGAUAAUCAGAAUUCUGCUGAAACAACAAGUAAUAAUGAAAUACAAAAUAAUGUUGCUGACUUAUCAAACUUUUUGGAUGCUGUAUGGGAUGUGUAUAAACUUCAAGAUAGAGAAAAAUCAGUUGAGCAGCAAGAACUUUUUGAUGAAUUAAAUAAAUCACUGAGCUUGUUAGAUAUUCACGACAAAGAAACUGCAAAUCAAUUAAACAUCAUACAAAAUAUAAAAAGAUUAAUUUUACUUGGUGAUGUGAAGUCUGCAGGGAAUUUGAUGUCUAGCAUGAAAUCUGAUUGCUGUUUCUUGUCUCCAGAUGUGUUUAAUUUUAUCAUCAGUCUUUUUGAAUACUGGAUGAAGGAUAUUAGUGGUAAAGGAUGAGAUGGACAAACGAAUGACAGAAUCAGUGAUAAAAGAGAACUUCUCAGAAGGUCGAAAUAAAUGACUACAGUGUCUUAGAUGUCAGAGUUAGAAGUUAAAUCAUGAACUGAUGCACUGGAAUGGUAGCAUUGAUCCAGACAUGAUAGAUUAUGCAGAGAUUUUUUCUAAAAUAUGGUCAUAUUAUUUAUUUAUAUACAAACUAUUGAAAUGUCAUUUACAAGUUGAUAUUAGAUAAAUGUAUGGAAACUAGUAUGCCUUCAUUGCCAUACAAUAUAAUGAAAAUGUAUGAUACUGAUUACAGUGCAUAUGACACAAGUUUGUAGAAUAAUCUUCACCAGGUACAUUCAAGGUCAAAAGCUGGGAUACAAAAACAGAACAGACAAAAGCAUCUCAGGAUAACUUUGCCUGAGGGGUUCAGUUUUGAUUGAUAGUAUUAUAAUACAAUACAAUACAAUACAUCUUCUAUGUCAUUUGGUCUCUUGUGGAGAGUUGUCCCAUUGGCAAUUAUACCAUAUCUUCUUAUUUUUAAAUAUAAGUUGAAAUUGUUUUUAAAGGGAUGACUAAUUUUAAACAAACAAUACAUGACAAAAAUUAACCAUCUACAACUAGAUGGAGGAAGUAAUUGGACCCUCAGAUGCUCACCCUCCCUGUUCAGUGGUCUUAAGUUGGUAGACAUUAUUCCUUCUAUUUUCUACAGAAUGAUGAUUCUACUCCUGCUGUCUGUCCAUCCGUCAGUUCGGCAACUCAGCUUUCCAUACUUUUUUUCUUCGUUCUUGAAGAUAUUGAUUUGAUAUUUGGUAUAUAGUUUUAUCAUGACAAGUUAUAGAUCAAGUUCGAAUUUUGUUCCGGUCUGAUGAUUUAGUCCAGAGUUAUGGUCCAUGAAAAAACUUCAUAACUAAUGUUAGUGUACUAUGUUAAACCAUAUAAUCUGUACAAAGGGAGAUAACUCAUUUUUUAAAAGACAUUCUUUGGUAAAUUGUUUGAGGAAUUUUGUGGCAGGUUUAUAUGUUAUUUUGUAUAAACUUAUUUUCUGAAUGCUACAUGUAUAUAUAUAUAUAUAUAUUUUUAUUAAGUGAAAUCCUUUAAUUAGAUAAUAAUCUAUUUUUAUUAAGGUAUAUAUUUCAUUACAUUACAUUGUGUAGUUAAAAGUUGUUGACAUUUUAUAGGUAAGUUACAAAUCUAUAUUAGUUUGUGACAAAUGAAAGAAAAAAUAUUUGGAACUAUUAAUUAUAUUUGAUUGAAAUUUGAAAAUAGAUAUACAUUGUAUUACAUCAUAUCUAAUGUUAGAGUGUUAUAGGUUUUCCACACUUUUUUUCAUCAUGCUUAAAAAUAUUGAUUGACAAUUGGUAAAUAGUUUUAUCAUGACAAGUUACAGAUCAAGUUCAAAUUUUUGUUUAUGUCUGAUAAUUUUGUGCAGAGUUAUGGUCCUUGGACUUGAAAAAAUUCACUCAUAUAUUCAGUUUUCCACAGUUUUUAGUCAUGCUUGAAGAUAUUGACUUGAUAUUUUCUUUUUGUUUACACCAUGACAAGUUAUAGAACAAGUUAGCAUUUUGUUCCAGUAUAAUGAAUUUUUACCCGGUAGGGGACUAUGUAUUGCCAUGCAAUACUCUCAGAAUGCUUGUUAAGGGUGAAUUACUACAUUUUAGACCAGGAAAUGGUGGCAAAUAACAUUUAUUUUUAUUUCUUGUAUAUAUUUGUUUUUUUUUAGAUGAGUUAAGUUUAUGCCCCCACAAGCCUGCAAAAACGUUUUAUUUGUAGAUUGUAAACAGGGCUGUGGAAAGAAAUGCAGAUAACGCAAGUUUCAUAUUGCUUGUUUGUUUCUAGCAAUACUUUCGCUCUUUAAAUAUUUGUUAUGACUUUUGUUAUGACAAUUUGUGCAACACGUUUUAAACAUUGCCAUUAAUAUUUUAUGGGGAUAGGCAGCUAAUCUGUAGAUUUAUUUAUUUGAAAUAUUUUUGAAAGAUUGUGGUUGUUCAAAGAUGUUUUUUUGUCUAACAAUCCUCAGUGUAUGAAAUCGAUAAAAAGAUGAACAAAUCACAAUAAACUAAUUUUAUGACA